Spea bombifrons (plains spadefoot toad) is the source of this 4503-nucleotide messenger RNA. Its product is annotated as ATP-binding cassette sub-family C member 5-like. Gene Ontology annotation, molecular function: ABC-type transporter activity; ATP binding; ATP hydrolysis activity. Gene Ontology annotation, biological process: transmembrane transport. The record is from RefSeq and is a predicted model, not a curated record. NCBI's taxonomy places the organism in Eukaryota, Metazoa, Chordata, Amphibia, Anura, Pelobatidae. The transcript is spliced from 30 exons. Gene Ontology annotation, cellular component: membrane. Bases 157 to 4416 code for a protein of 1419 amino acids.
UCAGACAGGGUUGCCUGAUCCUUGCAUAGGCAGCUCCCGCUCACUCCUUGGUGCCCUUGCCAUGCCCCAGGCAGUGCUGGCAUCAUACCUCCCCACAGUGAACAGCCAGUCAGCCCUGCUCACGUUGAAGUGCUGGGAACGACGUUGUUGAACAUCAUGGAGAAAACGGGCAGAUAUAGAAACAGCUUGCCUCUUUUGAAACCGAUCAGAACCACUCACAGACAUCCUCAUCCGAUUGAUAAUGCUGGCUUUUUCUGCUUCACAACCCUGAACUGGAUUACCCCACUCGUAAGGAAGGCUUACAAACAAUCAGAGCUUGCAUUCAGUGACCUAUGGAGUCUGCCUUCUCAAGAGCUGUCUGAAGUGAACAGCCAAAGAUUACAGUGCCUAUGGGAGGAAGAACUGAAGAAACAUGGGAUGAAAGCUUCUCUGGCCCUGGCGAUGUGGAAAUUCUGUCGCACCAGAUCCUUACUGUCUUUGUUAUGUCUAACUAUUACCAUGGUAGCAAACUUCAUCGGACCGGCCAUUUUUGUCCGGGCACUCCUAGAUCACACACAAGCUCUGGAAUCAAACCUCCUUUAUGGCAUUCUGCUUGUGACUGGUAUUUUUUCAACAGAACUUAUCCGCUCUUGGUCUUUUUCUCUUAAUUGGGCUAUGAACUAUAGAACGGGAAUCCGCUUAAAGGCAGCUGCGCUAGGCAUGGCUUUCCAAAAAAUCCUGAAACUAAAAGAAACCAAGGAUGUUACAGCUGGAGAGCUUGUAAACUUAUGCUCAAAUGAUGGUUAUCGGCUCUAUGAAGUAGCUGCCAUAGGCUGUGUGUUGGCUGCAGGUCCUGUUGUUGCGGUCUUGGGUGUGAUUUAUACAACUUUUCUCCUUGGACCAACAGCGCUAAUAGGUUCUGCUGUAUUUAUAUUAUUUUAUCCAUGCAUGAUGCUGGCAUCCAAGCUGACUGCAUAUUUCAGGGCAAAAUGUAUAGUAAUCACAGAUAGAAGAGUGAGAAGAAUGAAUGAAAUUCUAAAUUGUAUUCGAUUCAUUAAAAUGUAUGCAUGGGAAAAUUAUUUUAUCCAGAACAUUCAAGGGAUCAGAAAUGAUGAAAAAAACUUCUUGGAAAAAGCUGGUUACGUGCAAAGUAUUACAUCGGGGGUAGCCCCAAUUGUGGCUGUUGUGGCGAGUGUUUGUACAUUUACAGUCCAUGUAACCCUUGGAUAUAGUUUGAGUGCAUCAGAGGCUUUCACAGUUGUUACAGUGUUUAACGCAAUGACUUCGGCUCUCAAAAUGAUACCGCAUGGCAUAAAAGCAGCUGCUGAGGCCUCUGUUUCCAUAUCCAGAUUUAAGAAAUUGUUCUUGAUGGAAGAAAUUUACAUUUGUAGUAAACAAAAUGGAAGAUCAUGUAAUAUUAUUGAAUUUAGAGGUGCUUACUUCUCAUGGAAACAAGAGUCAAGCAGCUCCAAAACAAUAUAUGGAAUACAACCAAAUAGCUCAAAAGAUGGGAAGGGGAUCCCACAUAAAAAUGGCCUGGAAUUCCUGAACACCGAUGAAAACAAAGUACCCUUGUGUGCCACUGGUAUGAAAUAUUCUUCAUCUGAGCAUGCUCCAGUUCUUCAUGAUAUAAACUUCACUUUGCAAGAGGGUAAACUUGUAGGAAUCUGUGGAAGUGUUGGAAGCGGUAAAAGUUCUCUAAUAUUAUCCGUGCUAGGUCAGAUGACGUUAUUACAGGGUACUGUGUCGGUGACUGGAAGCAUUGCCUAUGUACCUCAGCAGGCGUGGAUCUACAACGCAUCCUUUAGGGAAAAUAUACUGUUUGGGAAAGAAUACAACAGAGAAAGAUACAGGACUGUAUUAAAAUCAUGCUGUUUGCAACCAGAUAUUGAUUCAUUACCUGAUGGAGACUUAACAGAGAUAGGGGAGCGUGGAGUGAAUCUCAGUGGAGGACAGCGCCAAAGAAUCAGCUUGGCCCGGGCUCUCUAUAGUAAAAAUAGACUAGUUCUUCUGGAUGAUCCACUAAGUGCAUCAGAUGUACACGUGAGAGCAGAAUUAUUCCAAAAGGCAAUUAAAAUUGGAAUGCACAAUAGGAGUGUCUUGUUUGUAACGCACCAAAUGCAGUAUCUCUCACAGUGUGAUGAGGUUCUGUUCAUGAAAGAAGGGCAUAUUACAGAGCAAGGAACACAUGAAGAACUCAUGAAACUAAAUGGUGACUACGCAGCUCUGUUUGAGGGCACAUGGGAAGUGAGUAUCUUUAAAGACAAUGUCAACUGGACCACAAAGGAACCAAACAUAGAUAGAAAUCAUUCCAGUAGUGAUUAUGUUUCUCUUUGUGAUAGCAGCAAGGAUGAAGAUGCAUAUUACGAGACAGCCGAUGAAAUAAAUUCACUAAAUUCAGAGGGAUCCAAUACAGACAACAAUACUUGCAAUGCAGAAAAAGAUGGACAGGACGCGGAAAUUCCAACGGAAAAGGCAGAAGAGCACUCAUCUCACUAUUGUCUGAGAAGAAGCUCCUCAGAUGUACGCAAUGUAGUACACGCAGAUCUAGAUGAUGGUGAGAAGGGAACCGUUCGCCCAAGCUGCAAAGCGGAGGAGGAGGCCAGGGGACUCAUGCAAGCAGAAGAGAAAGCAGAAGGUUCUGUGCCAUGGUCCGUUUAUGGAGUCUACGUCAAGGCAGCUGGAGGACCAAUCCUGCUUGUUGCCAAUGCUGUUUUGUUUUUGUUUAGUGUAGGAAGUGUAACCUUUUGCAAUUGGUGGCUUAGCUACUGGAUUGAUCAAGGUAAUGGGAAUACAUCUGUUUCUGCAAGCAAUGGGACUCUUGUUGCUGGCGAUGUAAGCGAUAACCCUAACCUUAAGUUUUAUAUACUGAUUUAUACUUCUGGAUUGGCAGCAGUCCUUCUAACAAGAUGCAUCCGAGGAUAUGUUUUUGUAAAGAGUACGUUAAAGGCAUCAACAAGACUCCAUGAUCUGCUGUUUCACAAAAUUCUCUGCAGCCCAGUAAGGCUUUUUGACACGACCCCUCUUGGGCGCAUCUUAAACAGGUUCACUAAAGACAUGGAUGAAGUUGAUACACAUCUUCCAAGCCAACUGGAGCAACUCUUUCAGAAUUUAAUCCUUGUUUUAUUUUGCCUUGCUGUUAUAAGUGUGGUAUUUCCGUGGUUCCUUUUGUCCGUCAUACCUUUAAGUGCUCUCUUCUAUGUAAUAAACAAGGUUUCAAGAGUACUGAUCCGUGAGCUGAAACGUUUGAAUAAUAUAAGUCAUUCGCCAUUAAUAUCUCACAUCACAUCAACGUUGCAUGGAUUAACUACAGUCCAGGCCUACAGUAAAACCAAUGAUGCCCUUCUCACGUUUCAGAAGCUUUUGGAUUCCAGCCAUGUGCCUCAUUUCCUGUUAAGCUGUGCUACACGUUGGUUGGCUGUGCGCCUCGACCUGAUCAGCAUUGCCGUUAUCACGCUUACGGCUUUGUGCAUAGUUCUGAUGCAGGGACACAUACCACCAGCGUAUGCAGGAUUAGCAAUAUCUUAUGCUAUGCAGCUCACAGGACUCUUCCAAUUUACUGCUCGGCUGAUGACGGAGACAGAAGCCAGAUUCACAUCAGUAGAGAGGAUCAGCUACUACACAGAGAACCUGGAAUCUGAAGGACCCCACCAUAUUGAGGAAACAUCACCUCCUGAUGACUGGCCCCAGAAUGGAGCAAUCACUUUCCAAAAUGUAGAAAUGCGUUAUCGCAAAGAACUGCCCCUAGUCCUGAAGAAAAUCACAUUCAGCAUUAAACCACGCGAGAAAAUUGGAUUAGUAGGGAGAACUGGAUCAGGGAAAACUUCUUUAGGAGUUGCAUUAUUUAGAUUAUUUGAAUUAGAUGGUGGUUGUAUUACCGUUGAUGAUGUAAGAAUCAGCAAAAUUGGACUACAGGAUCUAAGGAAGAAACUCUCUAUCAUUCCCCAGGAGCCUGUUCUGUUUGUUGGAAGUAUGAGAUCGAAUUUGGACCCAAUGAAUCAGUAUACAGAUGAAGAGAUCUGGAGAGCCUUGGAAAGCACCCACAUGAAACAACGAGUCAUGCAGAUGGAAAAAGCGCUGUAUGCUGGUGUUACAGAAAAUGGAAGUAACUUCUCUGUUGGAGAGCGGCAGUUACUCUGUAUGGCACGGGCUUUAUUGCGAAACAGCAAGAUUUUACUUUUAGAUGAAGCAACUGCUGCGAUCGAUAAUGAAACAGAUGCACUUAUCCAGAAAACGAUUAAGGAUGCCUUUAGUGAAUGCACUGUACUCAUUAUCGCUCACCGAUUAAACACUGUAUUCCACUGUGAUAGAAUAAUGGUGAUGGACAAUGGAAAGAUCGUGGAGUAUGAUAAGCCAUCAGUUUUGCUGUCCAACGAAAUAUCAACAUUUUAUGGCAUGGUGGCUACAGCAGAAAAACAAACUUUGUCACCCCCAUAGUCCAUGAACAGCGUGAACAAAACAUGUCUGCAUGGUGCAUAGAGACAUUCAAGACACAGACUUCUGCAGUGAGCGUGGGAUUUGUGA